AUGGACGUAAUUCAAGUUCAACUGAUUAAACUUGUAAUGCGGAUCAAUACCGAUACUGUUGCACCUACACCAUCAAGAAAUGUACAUAAAGAAGAUCAACGAUUACAUAAUCUAUUGUAUCGCAAAUCGAAACUGGAAAGUGUCAAUGAAACCUCUGCCUUACUCAGUGGCUUUGCUAUCGUCGCCAUUGUGGAAUUAUCAUUAGAUUCAUAUAUUGAACACAAAUCAGGUGAUGCUUUGAUUAUAUGUUAUGCGAUUGUUUCAUGUUUAUUGGUUGGAAUUCAUCUACUUGCUCUCUUGAUGUCUAUGUGUAUUUUACCAGAAUUGAAAAGUGUCAUUCGACAAAGUGAUGUUUGGAUGAACAAUGAAAAUACGAAACCGUUAUCAUCUUUGAAUAUUUAUAUUGAAAUCGCGUGGGUUGUCUCAACGGGUUUGGGUUUGUUUUUAUUUAUCAUUGAAUUGUGUCUUAUUUUUUGGAUCAAAGUAAGCGGAUUUUCUCAAACGGCUGCGAUAGCUGCGUUAGUUACGCUUUGUCUCGUUGGUUGUCCAUUUAUUCUAUUCGCUGUGGGCUUUUAUUUUCGUGUAGCAAGAGCAAAAGUUCAUUUACAUCAAACAGAUUUAGAAACAAUCGAACGUGGUGCGAUUGCACGUGGUAUUUUCACAAGCAAUGUUACGAAUCCAACGAUAACAACUAUAGAAAUUAAUCGUUGA
Molecule: messenger RNA, 711 nt
Organism: Adineta ricciae
Lineage: Eukaryota; Metazoa; Rotifera; Eurotatoria; Adinetida; Adinetidae
Source: the annotation of a GenBank genome assembly